GAGGAGAAAUAUGGGAAAAAUAGAGGAGCCCGCAAGCAUACACAUUCAAUCCGAUUUGGACCUACACGAUAGGCAACCUGGCCCUUUCCCCUCUACUUUCUAACCAUAGACCGUUAUGAAAUUCACCUUUCUUUCCUGAUGAUUUCCCGGUCCUCCUCCCACCAAAAACCAAACAAACCAACAGCAACAACCAACUCAGCCCCGAAUGAAAUAAUCUCCACUCUAGAUUCAGUUUUUGGGUUUGACUCAAUCUCUAAUAACUUCUCUCUCCAACCCCAUUCUCCAUUCUCAGUAGCAGAUAUCUCCUAAUUUACUGCCUUCAUUCCUAAUCCUAGUGACCCUCUUAGUCUAAUAUUAAUAAACCAUAGCCAAUCUUCCCCAACUCAGCCUUGUGCACUUCACUCAGCCACAAUCCCCAAGACCCCUAAUCAUGGCCCUAUUCACUAUCCACUCCAGUUUUUAAUCCUAGUGAUCCCAGCCCAGCCCUAAAUCUUAGUCCUCACUUCCCUAUCUUCAUUCCAUCCUUUCCUACUCUAAUUCCAGUUCCUCACACACUGUUCCUGUGUUCUUUUACUCCUCCUGUGACUUGACACCGUUGCUCUCCUAGAAAUCAUGGAGUUUGUAUCUGGUUAUCGGGAUGAGUUCCUUGACUUUGCUGCCCUUCUAUUCGGCUGGUUCCGCAAGUUUGCCUCUGAGCGUGGAACUGGGGUUGGUGGGGGGAAUGGGCCUGAGGGUCGAUCAAGGUUAAUGGAGGCCCAGGUGAGAAGGUUGCCCUCAGAUCCUGCCCUCUGGGUCCUUCACAUCUUGCCCAACCGUAGUGUGGGGAUCAGCUUGGGGCAAGGCGCUAAGCAGGGACCUGGACCAGGCCUGGGAGCUGCCCGUCUCUUGGGAGAUGAACCCCCUCUCUGUCUCAGAGACCUCAGCCCCUAUGUCAGCUUUGUUAGCCUUGAGGAUGGAGAAGAAGAAGAGGAUGGGGAGGAGGAAGGCCCAGGUGGAGAGGAAGGUGAACUGGAGGAGGAAGGGGAGCAGGCCACCACGAGCAGAGAGUCUACCCAAGAUGCUGAGACACCUGGGGAACCAGAUGAUGCUGAGGAAGAAGCAGGAGGAGAGGACAGCAGUGGAGGAGACACCAGAGAGGAUGGAGGAGAGGAGGAAAUGGGGCCAGAGAAGAGAAGGGGAAAGAGAGGUGGUAAUUCACCAGCCCAUGACCCUGUUGGAGUUAAUGGGAAGCAAGUCAAGGCCCAGGUCAAGGAGUGGGAGUUAGUAGAGCAUGGAGAUGCUGCUCCCCUACAUCUGGCCUGCUUACUUCUGGUGACAGAUGAACAUGGCACUAUUCUGGGCAUUGAUCUUCUGAUGGGUGGACCACAAGGGAGUGGAGGCAGGGCCAUUGGGGCUGAAGGCCUGGCCCAAAGAGCUUAUACUCUCCUCUGCCACAGUAUGGCCUGUCCCAUGGGUGCUGGAGACCCUAGAAGACCCCGACAGCUCACAGUGGGAGACCCCCAGCUACAUCGGGAACUGGAAAGCUUGGUCCCAAGGCUUGGGGUGAAGCUAGCCAAAGCCCCAAUGAGGACAUGGGGCCCCCGUCCUGGCUUCACUUUUGCAUCCCUCCGUGCCCGUGCCUGUCAUGUGUGCCACAGACACAGUUUUGAAGUGAAGCUGAUGCCCUGCCCCCAGUGUGGUGCAGUCUUGUAUUGUGGAGAGACCUGUGUCUGGGCUGAUUGGCGACGCAGGCCAGAUGAUGUGAGCCAUCGAUUCUGGUGCCCAAGACUUGCAGCUUUCAUGGGGCGGGCUGGAGAGCUGGCCGCCUUACCCUUCACCUACACUGCUGAAGUAACAAGUGAGAUGUUUAACAAGGAGGCAUUCCUUGCCUCCCGGGGACUCACACGAGGGUAUUGGACCCAACUCAGCAUGCUCCUUCCAGGUCCUGUUGCCCCAGGAUAUCCUCCAGGCAAUGGGCCUCCGUUUAGCCUCCUUCUGAGUGGUGAUCCUUAUCAGCUACUUCAAGGAGAUGGACCUCCCCUAAUGCCUCCAGUGCCUCCUGACCCACCUCGGGGCCCUUUUGGUUCAUGGCAGGAUUAUUAUGCAUGGCGUGGCUUGGGCCUGGACUCUCCUUUGGCUGUUCUCCUUACCUAUCCACUGACUGUCUACUAUGUUAUUACCCAUCUGGUACCUCAGUCUUUCCCGGAGCUGAAUAUCCAGAACAAACAGUCUCUGAAAAUCCAUGUGGUAGAAGCUGGGAAGGAGUUUGACCUCAUCAUGGUGUUUUGGGAGCUCUCUGUCCUACUCCCUCAUGUGGCCCUGGAACUGCAAUUUGUAGGUGGUGCUUUGCCUCCUGAGAGUGACCAGCAACAUUUUACCCUACAAAGGGAUGGAUCAGGAGUAUCUGUCCGUCCAGGCUCAGGAGUAUCUGCCCGUCCAGGCUCAGGAGCCAAAGAGAAGGGAAGUCGAAGGGAUCUUCAGAUUAAGGUUUCUGCCAGACCCUACCACCUACUUCAGGGACCCAAACCUGAUCUGGUGAUUGGAUUUAACUCUGGCUUUGGUCUGAAGGACACCUGGUUGAGUUCUCUGCCUCGAUUACAGUCUCUUAGGGUCCCUGCAUUUUUUACUGAGAGCAGUGAGUACAGCUGUGUCAUGGAUGAGCAGACCAUGGCUGGGGCCACCGGAGGGGGAACCAGCCCCCCACAACCCAACCCUUUUCGUUCACCCUUCCGCCUCCGGGCCACAGACAAUUGCAUGCCUUGGUACUGUAAUGCCUUCAUUUUCCACUUGGUCUACAAGCCUCCUCAGGGGAGCGGGACCCGUCCGGCCCCUGGACCUGUCCCCCCUGUCCCAGUCCCAACAGUCCCUCUAGUCCCUGCCAGGAGGCGAAGAGGAGAGAAAAGGCCAAGUCGUGGAGGCCGAAGGCGAAGGUGAAAAUUGAGAUGGAAUGAUCACUUCCCACAGAAUUUUUAAAAAGAAGAAUCUUCAGGCAGAGGGAAGGGAUAGCUCAGGAAACAGGAAAGGUGAAUAAAAUUAUUGGUUUGAGAGGCAAAUGAAA
Messenger RNA from Sarcophilus harrisii (Tasmanian devil), 3037 nucleotides. It is a transcript of the gene ZMYND15, whose product is annotated as zinc finger MYND-type containing 15. Gene Ontology annotation, molecular function: histone deacetylase binding. The transcript has 14 exons. The coding region runs from base 613 to 2913 and encodes 766 amino acids. NCBI's taxonomy places the organism in Eukaryota, Metazoa, Chordata, Mammalia, Dasyuromorphia, Dasyuridae. The record is from RefSeq and is a predicted model, not a curated record. Gene Ontology annotation, biological process: spermatid development; negative regulation of DNA-templated transcription.